AUCUUUCUGCUGGGAACUGGUCGUGGGAACGCAGCUCGCUUGGCUGGGUUCCUUGCACGUGACUGAGACGAUGGGACUCGGCUGAAAUCCUGCCCAGGUUCUGUUUACUUUUCGAGCACGAGAACAAGAGUUGGUUGAUCUGCAGAAGGUUAGAAUGGUGCUCAGGUUUCCCUGCUGAGCAUCACACCUGUGGAUCUACAAGGCGAGGCUUCUUCAAAGCCUCGCACCGAAAGGGGAAAAACCCCCCCCGAAGACCCUCUGCGCCGAGCAGAUUUGGGGAAAUUGGUCUUUCCGAGUGUUGGGCAAGAUGGCUGCCACCAAAGUGCCCAUCUAUCUAAAGCGAGGGAGCCGACGAGGCAAAAAGGAGAAACUGCGCGACAUUCUCUCGUCCGAGAUGAUCAGCCCUCCCCUGGGAGAUUUCCGGCACACGAUCCACAUCGGGAGUCAGGGAGAGAGCGACAUGUUCGGGGACAUCUCUUUCCUUCAAGGCAAGUUCCAUCUCCUGCCCAGAUCAGAGAAGGUGGACGCCGACGGGAACCGACACUACGUAGUGCCCUUCGAGUUCUCGCGGACUUCGACGCUCUCGGGAUACGAGCCGCUGUCGUUGGACAUCCCUUCGCCGCUGCUCAAGAACGCCAUUUCUCUACCGAUCAUCGGCGGCCUGCAGGCGCUGACCUUACCUUCCGCCCAAGCCCCGCCCAAGCCGCCCCGUCUUCACUUGGAUGACAAAGACCAUGCUGCUCCGCCGACGGAAAUGCACGCUCAACAUCUGGCCAACAACGGUUGGGCUUCCGAAGCCCUUGAGGAAACCAAGCCUCCUGCCCCUCUGAAUGGCUUUGCCGAGGGGGAGAAAAGAGAAGAAUCUUUCUUAUCCCACGCAGGAUCCCUGCUCUCCCUUCAUGUAGAUCUGGGACCCUCUAUUUUGGAUGACGUUCUGGGGGUGAUGGAGAAGCACCAGACUUCGGAAGCGGACAUGCAGGACUCCGGCAGGCAGGAAAUUCUGACAUGAGGAGGGCCUGUCUGCGAAAGGAGUCCUAAAAGCAAGGCAAUUUGUGGAAGGAGGGGUAUUGUUGUUGAGUGGGCUCUGUGAGGUGGAAGUUGGGGAUCUGUGUGUACAUCUGAGGAAAGAUGCAACUUAUGAAGGGGUACCCUUGCUUCCAACCUCUCUAUUAACUAACUUCGAUGCGUCGUGCGUCACAAUUCCCGACGUUGACUUUUGCACCCUGGGGCACCACAAUCUUCUCCUCAACAGCUUUCUUUCCCUCCUCUCCUCCAGCAUAGGUGUGCUGGAGGAGGAAAAGAGGGAGGAGCAUGGGAGAUAGAAUCUGCAGUUCCACCAAACCUGGAAACAUGUUCCUUCUUCAUCACCGAGGAGUGCGAUUUAUGAACAGUACGCUUGUUCCCAGCCUACUAACUUCGACGCAUCCCAACACUCGACGUUGGCGCUUGCAACAACCUUCGGCUAAACUGCUUUUGUUGCCCUCCUCCAGCACAACCGCUGGCCUGCUGGAAGAGCGGGAGGAGGAGCAUGGGAGAUGUAGUCCGUAGUUCCACCAAACCUGGAAACGGGUUCCUUCUUCGUCGCUGCCACACUACACUAAUCCUGCAUUACAAAUUCCUAAUUAUUGACACAUCGGCCUUUACUAAAGGAAGGAGGACAGGUGGGGUGGGGUAAACCAAAAAUGAUAGCAACCAAAAAUUGUGUUGAUCGUACUUUUCUUUUGUGCCACGGGGGUAGGUGGGAAUUAGGUUAAUGUCGGCUCAGUUGCCUAGGGUUGUUAAUCGGCCUUCGAAACACCCCUGCGAAAGAGCCGUAUGAUGCACCAAGAAGGCCAUCUGUGUUGCAAUGCAAACAAAAGUCAGAAUCGGGGCUAAAUUUCGGUGGUUUUUGAUUUUUUUUAAAACAAUGAAGUGUCCUAGCACUCCUCGGGUUUCACAAUGCAGAAAGCCAAAAAAAAAAAAAAAUGUAGCUUGCACAAUUUCUGGCUGUACAGCAUCAGAGAAUGCCGGAACAGAUGCUCCAAAUUUUCCCAGCGUCACAAUUCGUGGCUGCCAAAUUGCGAUAUAUUUUUUGUAUUUUUUUUUUUUUCCUUGACGGGAAAACGAUGCGAUCCCUGGCAAAGCCACAAUUUUCACCAUAUUGUCUGAAUUCAAUGUUAAGUUGAGCCACUUAGCAACGUUAAGAGUUUUCAACUCUUUUUGCAGAAAUGGGAAGGGUGAUUUUUUUUUUUUUUUUUUUUUUGAGAGAGAGAGAGCUUUGCACACCCCAAGUCAGAAAAACACAGGUACGGAUGAGAUGAGACACUAAAACGGACUGUUUUGGGGGGUGUCUCCCCGUUUUCCAUUGAUUUUAUUUAUUUUCCAUUUCUUUAUUUCCACCCUUCCCCAAGAGCCUUGUUUAACAGUUUAUCCGACAUCUGCCUUCCAUGUCCAGGAUAACCUAGAAAGAUUUGUGGAGCGUUGUUUGCAAGAGAAUCACAAAUAAAUCCUUCCUUCGCCCAACAAAGGAACGCUUUGUCCCUUAGUGGGUGUCCUCACGCUCCUUUUAUCCUAGUCCAUCUGUUGUUGUGAAAGCUUGUUUUCGCUCGGAGAUUUUCACAGCAUCUCUCUUGCAUAAGGCUGCCGGUCCCUUUCAAGACGCAGAAAAAGGCAGUGCUUCAGAUUUGAACCCGGUUAUCUCGGGGCCAAGGAAACGGGGGUCUAAAACAGCUCGAAAAUAAUUCAGCAGGGCCUCUUAAAAUCGGACCGGCAGCGAGAUUUAUUGUGAUUUUUGCCGAGGUGCCCAACAAUUGCAAAUUUUGCUCUCAAACCCCAGAAGCAAAAAAAAAUUCUCAUAAUUUGGAAAGGAGAAGCUUCCCUGUAUCCCAUGUUUCGAAAAAGAUAAGAGGAGCAUUGGUGGUUUUAUAAUGUUCCCAAUUAAUUUCUGGGCACCCUGUUCUGUUUUUCAGCCCCUGCUGUUUUUCCUAGGGCAGCUGGUUUAUUGUUCAGCUUAGGGGGAAGGAAAAGAAAAGAUAAAAAGCAGAAAACCGUUGCCAAUCGACACACUCUCUUUUCUUGUCAUCGUGUUAUCCCCCCUUUCAAAGUUAAGUUUUAUUUUUUAAAAAUGAGCAAAAGUGGGGGAGUUUCACAAAUCUGUCCUACCCUUAAGCCGGGAGCCGCUGUAAGAUCGGUUUAGCUUUUGUUAAAAGAGUUUGAAUUGAAUUAUAGUUUAUUUAAUCAUGGAUGAGCCGCAAUUAAGGGCAUAUUGUCCUGUUGUAUUUUGCAAUUUGCAACAGCUGAGUUUGCACAACACAGAGCAGCCAAAAUCGGCUGCAGAUUAGUGCAGUGCGUGAAGGCAACUUUUUUCUUUCCAUCUUGCGUUAAAUAAUCUUGGGGCAGGGAGUUCCACCGUUUAUCUCUGGCUGCCCGCAGAAAUAUUUUCCUUUUGGUCUCCUGAUUUUUUUCCCCCCUUUCAUUCGGCCUCCCUGAAUGACCAAACCAAGCUGUGUAGUUUUUGCAAUAUUUUGGCCUCCAGGCAUUUUAGGUUUUACGCUUUUUGCAUUUGGACGGUUGAGUUAAAAUCCCUUUAACCGGGGUUACUACAAGGAGCAAAAAUCUGCUCUUCUAGUUUGAAUUUUUCUUUGGUCGCCAGUCAUUUUAUACUUGGCCUGCCUAAUGCCUUUGAGUCUCCUUUCUCUGUGUGUCUCGCCUGCCAAAAAUCCUUCUAAAUAAUUAGAUUAUUUGACCUGCUGCACUAGCUUCAACAUCUGGGGGGGGGGCCUGCCUCACCUGCUGAUCGAUGAGCGCUUUAUCGCACCUGGUCCUGCCCACCGUGGUAGACAUUUUGUGAGCGUGCCCACAGGCAGGCUUUUCAAAUGACAAGCUCUAGUUCUAUUUUGAGUCACUUCACUCAUUUUAAUUUACUCCUCUGCACCUUAAUCUUCGCACCACACAUGCAGACUUGGAUAAUUCGCUUCCCAACCCAACCAUAAGCCAAGCUGGAUGUCGCCACAACUCUGCCUUUAAAAAAAAAAAAGUAUUUUUUGUUUUGCAAAUCCUAGGAAAAUUGUCA
Messenger RNA from Pantherophis guttatus, 4051 nucleotides. It is a transcript of the gene CDC42EP2, whose product is annotated as CDC42 effector protein 2. Gene Ontology annotation, molecular function: small GTPase binding. Lineage: Eukaryota; Metazoa; Chordata; Lepidosauria; Squamata; Colubridae. Gene Ontology annotation, cellular component: plasma membrane; cytoskeleton; cytoplasm. Gene Ontology annotation, biological process: positive regulation of pseudopodium assembly; positive regulation of actin filament polymerization; regulation of cell shape. The record is from RefSeq and is a predicted model, not a curated record.